This is a messenger RNA of Ricinus communis (castor bean), 1259 nucleotides long. Its product is annotated as transcription factor bHLH30. Gene Ontology annotation, molecular function: protein dimerization activity; DNA-binding transcription factor activity. Gene Ontology annotation, biological process: regulation of DNA-templated transcription. The coding region runs from base 379 to 1119 and encodes 246 amino acids. The record is from RefSeq and is a predicted model, not a curated record. The transcript has 2 exons. Lineage: Eukaryota; Viridiplantae; Streptophyta; Magnoliopsida; Malpighiales; Euphorbiaceae.
UAUAUUGGCUAACCUUGCGCCAUUUGUAUCCUUACGUACGCUGGCACUUAUAAAACCCACUCAACGGUCAUCCUUUCCUUUCUCUGUCCUUGAACAAUACUAUGCCCCUAAUUCCAGCAAUUGAAGAUAAUAACAAUCACUUUUACGAAAAUUAGAAAUAAAAAAUAUUAUUAUUAAGAAAAAAAAAAGAAAAAGAAAAAAGCAAUAAUAGAAAAAGGCAUUCGUCUCUCUUCUUUUAGUUUCUAAAACUCGAGUCUCCAGCUAAAGUACCACUUUCAACUUUCAUUUUUCAGUGUUUUCGUUUUCUGUUUAUCUCUCCGUCCGUCUCUUCCUUUUUGUUCCGCAGCUUUCCUUUUCGUCUUUCUGUAUCACAAAAAUAUGCUUCCUGCUGCUGGGCUGGAUAAUUAUAACCAGAACGUUUAUCUUCGAGAGCCAUGCUUGGUCAACGUAAUGGACGCUGGAGAAUCAAUUCUCAGCUCAUCAUCUUCAAGAUCAGAAAAGAAAUCUACGGACCCAUGCAAGAGUCAUAAAGAAGCAGAAAGGAGGCGCAGGCAACGUAUCAAUGCUCACCUCUCCACUCUCCGUACUCUCCUCCCCAGCACCACCAAGACAGACAAGGCCUCACUGCUAGCAGAGGUAGUGCACCACGUCAAAGAGCUAAGAAAGCAAGCCACCUCACAGGUCGCACGAGGCGGCGGGGAAACGGAACUUCCGGACCAACAGUACUGGCCAUUUCCAGGAGAAUCAGACGAGGCGAGUUUAAGCUACUGCGAUGGUCCUGAAUCAAAAACAAUGAGAGUCAGUGUUUGCUGUGAUGACAGGCCAGGGUUGAACCAGGAGUUAGCUGACGCGAUUAGGUCGGUUCAUGCCAGGGCAGUUCGGGCUGAAAUGAUGACGGUUGGUGGGCGGACUAAGAGUGUGGUGGUGGUGCAAUGGGGUACCGGCGGUGGUGGUCGCGGUGGAGAGGAGGAUGUGGGAGUUUUGAGAAGGGCGAUAAAGAGUGUUGUGGAGAAUCGAGGGGCGGGUUCUUCUGGGCCGGGCCUUCUGGCCCAUGGAAAUAAACGGGUUCGCGAUUAUGGUGAUGAGUUUGGAAUUAAGAAGAAUGAACGUGUCAUUUGAUUUUUUUUUGACGUGAUUAUUUUACGACAAAAAGACUUACCUAAUUAUAAAUGUAUGAUAAAUAUUAAUUUUGCUGGUAUAUUUUGUGAAAAAUACUUUCCUAAUUUAUAUUUAUUUUAUUUAGCGGCAGUUUAUUGAUA